AUGAACGUUCUUUCAAUAGAUCUCAUCAGAGACCCAUUCACUAGUGCACUUUUCGCUUUUCUCAAUCAUUUUAUUUUAACUUACUUAUCUGACUACUAUGGUAUAUGCAUCAUUAGAACGGAAAUAGAUAACGUUUACAUAAACGUUUCAAUUCCAACGACGGUGAUUGUAGUGGACGAAAACUUUAAAGAUACUAUGUUCCUAGCGGUCGAAAACGGUUGCCAGUCGUUUGUAGUGUUCGAAAGUGCCCUAAUUUCGUUCCUAGACGUGUUUGUGGAAGUCCAUGAUCUGGCCGACCAGAGAUCGGCCAGCAAAAAACUAAUCGCUGUGAUGGAUUCAUUUAACAUAUCAACGAUGGAAGAAAUGAAAGACCAUCCCAAUAUUAAGGAAAUACCGGAUACGACUUUUGUUUCCUUGCGCGAAAUGGAUUCCUCUAUUCAGCUCUACACAAUAGGACUUUCGAAUAAUGGAACACGUGGUACGGUUGAUGUAACGAUUCGACCAUUUACAGUUAUUAGUCAACUUCCGGAUCCUAUUAAUAAUAUGGGAGGAAUGCCAAUUCGCUUAUGUAUGCUGAUGUAUCCACCAUUUAUAUAUUACAAAGAAGACGAUCCAAAAGAAGCAAACGCCCGGUAUAACCCGAAGUAUAAACAGGAGGACACGCCAUUAUUUUUGGAUGGAACUGAAGUAACGUUACUGUUUGAAUUUUGUAGCAGACAUAAUUGCACCAUUGAAGCUACGAUUGAUGAAGUUAGCUUCUGGGGUGAAGUCUUCGAUAAUCACACGGGAACUGGAUUACUGGGAGCCGUUGUCGAGCGUCGUGCGGAUAUUUCCAUGGCUGCCGUCUACUAUUGGAGACAACCGUAUAAAUACGCGACUUACACCCUGCCGAUUAGUCGUUCUGGAAUCACGGUACUAGUCCCGAAGCCCCGGGCGUUAGAACCAUGGCGAACUCCAUUUCUCUCCUUCAGUGGGUAUCUUUGGAUAGCUGUUGCCGUGGCAUUCUGUGUUGGGGCUCUGGCAGUUUGGUUGAUUGAAAAAGUGCGGUUCCAAAUACUGAGUCCCCCUGAAAUGCCCAUCACAAUUAGCGAUGCGAUGUUGACCAUGAUUGGAUUCUACAUGGAACAGAACGCUCGCAUGCGAACGGAUAUUGCAUCGUGCGUAUUUUUGUUUACGUCUCUGCUUUUUGCCGGAUUUAUGGUCGGUAAUAGCUACGGAUGUGGCCUAGCAGGUGUCAUGACCCUAGCGCAAUAUGAAAAACCUAUCGAUACCACUAGAGAUUUGGCGGCUAGUGGAAUGCUAUUUGCCGGUGGUGCUCUUUCGUGGAUUUACUCAAUGUUGAAAUCGCCUCAGCCACAUAUACAAACCUUGGUGAAAAACUUUCGUAUUAGAAAUGACGACUAUCUCAGUCAGCAUACUAAAACUCAUGACCUGGGUUUCAUAUGUGAAUAUACGGAGUUUUCUCAUUUUGUGCCAUCGUAUUUUCUCGAUAAUGAAGCUUCUACCAUGCUGCAGCUGUUAAAAGAUGAUCUCUACUGGGAAGCGGCAACGGCCUUAGUGACCAAGACAUGUCCAUUUCGUCAAGCACUAAAUGAUCUCAUAAUGCAGGUGAAGCAGUCAGGAAUUCAACACUAUUGGGAAUUGCGCACUGCAAAUCGAUAUCUUCAUACUACCGCCCAGCGUAAUAUCUGGAAUGCUCGCUCGUUUGGAUCUGGGGACGAAGUGGUCAAACUCACGAUAUCUCACUAUUUAGGUGCUUACAUGAUCCUAGGAGCAGGAUUGGGGCUCGCGACUUUGGCAUUUGCCAUAGAGCACCUCCGCACGCAAUCCGAUGUGGCCGAUUCGCCUGCAACGUACCUUAUCAGUUAUCUUGUAUUAACGUACCUGUCUGAGUAUUAUUGUAUCUGUGUUAUUAAAACAAACGAAGAUUUGAUAAAAUUUGAAGUUGAUUUCCCAUCGAUUAUAAUCAAUGCAGAUGCAAAUUUCAAUAGAAGUUUUCAGCAUGGUGUAGAUAAUGGUUGUCAGUCGUUCGUGGUGUACGAAAAUGCCUUAUGGUACUUUCUGAAUGCCUUCAUCGUAGUGCACGACGAUUCAGAUCAAAGAUCUGCUCGGAAAAAACUUAUUAUUGUAACUACUUUUCUGGAUUCUGAGACCGUUAACAAAUUAUCUGAACAUCAAGCCAUCAGAGAACUACCGGAUUUACUGCUGGUUGUUGUUAAUAAGCAUAAUCUUCAGCCUGAAGAAUUUUAUACAACGGAAAUUUUCAGUAACGGCUCUAGGGGCUCAGUCAUCGUGGAGCUGCGUCCAAUAGAUCCUCCCGAAUAUUUUCCAGAUAAAUCCUUCAAUAUGAAGGGAAUUCCGAUUCGGUUUCGCACGGUUAUGUACCCUCCAUUUUCGUACUAUGAAGAGUCGACUCCGGAAAAAUCCAAUGCACGAUAUGAUCCUCAGUUUAAUGAUACGGACGAUACUCCGUUGUUUGUUGAUGGAACGGAACCAAGGUUGCUGGUGGAGUUCUGUCGUCGACACAACUGCACAAUUGAAACCUAUUUUGACGAAGUCGAGGCUUGGGGUGAAGUCUAUGCAAAUCAUACUGGAAUUGGCAUUCUCGGAGCAGUCGCUACUCGCAAGGCCGAUUUCGCCGUCUCCGCUAUUUAUUACUGGCUCGAACCUUACCGAUUUGCGUCAUACACUGCUGCGAUCAGCCGAUCUGGAGUGACAGCACUGGUACCGAAACCGAGAACGCUCCCACCCUGGCGUACUCCAUUUCUUUCGUUUUCCAAAAAUCUCUGGAUGGCGGUCGCCAUAACGUUCAUAGUUGCAGUCUUGGCCGUUUGGUUGAUGGAUAAAGGCCGCCGUCGCACGUUCGAUAUACCCGAGCAAGAAGCAAUAACGCUAAGCGAUAGCGUAUUGACUAUGAUUGGGUUCUAUAUGGAACAGAAUGCUUACUUAAGGAACGAUGUCAUGUCCAGCGUAAUAUUGUUUACCUCACUUUUGUUCACAGGAUUCAUGAUCGGUAACCUGUACGGAGCUGGGUUGGCGGGUAUUAUGACCAUUCCUCAGUACGAACACGCGAUUGAUACAACUUUCGAUCUGGCCAGCAGCGGAAUGCUGUGGGGUGGAACCUGUCUAAAUUGGAUGUUCGCUGUCAUGAACGCUCCUGAGCCCCACGUGAAAACUUUGGUGAGCAACUACCGAGUUGUCGAUAUGGACUACCUCAUACAGCAUCGGAACACCCGUGACUUCGGCUAUGUUGGUGAACGCACCGAAUUUGGCCACUUUGCCCCGAUCGACUAUCUGGAUGCUGAGUCGUCGAAAAUGACGCGUCUCUUGAAGGACGAUUUGUUCUGGCAGAGCUGUACGGCUGCUGUGACCAAAACAAGUCCAUUCAAGCAAAGCUUUGACACUAUGCUCAUGAACAUCAGACAAUCUGGCAUCCAGCAUUUUUGGGAGAUUCAGGUGGUGAAUAACUAUUUAAACUCUACCCACGAGCAGCGCAUACUCAAUGGCAGACAGUCAGCAUCGGACAGCGAUGUGACGGUUCUUACUCCAUCACAUCUGAUGGGUGCCUUUCUCAUACUUGCCACGGGUUUAACUGGUGGUGCUCUUUUAUUUUUUGCCGAAUGUUUGUAUAUUAAAUUUAGUACACAGCAGCUGACGAAGGUUCAGUAUUUUUGA
Messenger RNA from Sabethes cyaneus, 3675 nucleotides. RefSeq lists its product as uncharacterized. The transcript is spliced from 13 exons. The record is from RefSeq and is a predicted model, not a curated record. Lineage: Eukaryota; Metazoa; Arthropoda; Insecta; Diptera; Culicidae. Bases 1 to 3675 code for a protein of 1224 amino acids. Gene Ontology annotation, cellular component: membrane. Gene Ontology annotation, molecular function: ligand-gated monoatomic ion channel activity.